Messenger RNA from Xenopus laevis (African clawed frog), 3427 nucleotides. It is a transcript of the gene slc26a3.3.L, whose product is annotated as solute carrier family 26 member 3 gene 3 L homeolog. The transcript has 22 exons. NCBI's taxonomy places the organism in Eukaryota, Metazoa, Chordata, Amphibia, Anura, Pipidae. The record is from RefSeq and is a predicted model, not a curated record. The coding region runs from base 128 to 2455 and encodes 775 amino acids.
GAAAGGUUCGUCAAGACACAGGAAGGUACUUGCUUCAAUCCAAACAAACAUUGCUUUAUUGUAGAAAAAGGUUAGUUCUACAGUAAAUACAUUUUACAAAAAGUUAAAACAAAAAGAGUUGGAAGCAAUGAUAGAGGCUGUGGGAAACCAGUAUGUGGUAUCCAGGCCAAUAUAUUCAGAAAAUGCCUUUCAUACUGAACAUGAAAAAUUGCACAGAUAUCAUAAAACAUUUCUGGACCAUGUUCGAGUUUUCUUUGGAUGUUCUCGGGAGAAGGCCAAGAGAAUUGCCUACACAUUCUUCCCUAUUGCUUCCUGGCUUCCAGUGUAUCCAUUUAAAGAAUGGAUUUUAAGUGACAUUGUCUCUGGCAUCAGUACUGGUCUGGUAGCAGUCCUACAGGGUCUGGCAUUUGCUCUCCUGGUGAAUGUUACUCCUGGGUAUGGUCUGUAUGCAGCUUUCUUUCCAGUCAUCAUCUAUUUUUUCUUUGGCACUUCCAAGCAUAUAUCUGUAGGUCCAUUUCCAGUGCUCAGCUUGAUGGUUGGUACAGCAGUACUCAGGUUAGCUCCAGAUGAUCCAUCUAUCAGUGCUAAUAACACAGAAGCUAUAACGUUGCUGAAUGAAAAACGAGUUGUUGUGGCAGCAUCUAUUACAGUUCUUGCUGGCAUCUUUCAGUUGGCUAUGGGACUUCUGCAAAUUGGAUUCAUUGUGAUUUAUUUAUCUGACUCCCUUAUAAGCGGCUUUACAACUGCUGCUGCUAUACAUGUUUUGGUAUCACAACUAAAGUUUGUAUUUGGAUUAACAGUAGAGCCAUAUAGUGGACCACUGGCCCUGUUUUAUACUUUGAAAGGCAUAUUUAUCCAGAUUACAGACACAAACAUUGCAGACCUUGUAACCUCCAUUAUCAUAAUGGUUGUAGUCUUUGCUGUAAAAGAAAUCAAUGACCGUUUCAAAGCAAAGAUUCCUGUACCAAUCCCCAUUGAAGUCAUUAUGACAGUUAUUGCUACUGGCGUAUCCUAUGGAUUUAACUUCAAGGAUAAAUAUAAAGUGGAUAUCGUUGGAAAGUUAGAAAAAGGAUUUCAGCCUCCAAUGGCACCAAGCAUCUCCGUUUUUCAGGAUUGUAUAGCGGAUGGUUUCUCCAUUGCAAUUGUGGGAUUUGCUGUAGCCUUUUCUGUUGCAAAAGUAUAUUCUAUCAAGCAUGACUAUAUUAUAGAUGGAAAUCAGGAAUUAGUGGCAUUUGGAUUAAGCAACAUAUUUAAUGGCUGUUUCAAGGGUUUUGCAGCAAGCACCGCCUUGUCAAGGUCAGCUGUGCAAGAAAGUACAGGAGGCAAAACUCAGAUUGCAGGUUUAUUAUCAGCUAUAAUUGUUAUGAUUGUCACCUUGGCUAUAGGAUUUCUUCUUGAACCUCUACAAAAGUCUGUACUAGGAGCCUUGGUAAUAAUCAAUCUGAAAGGAAUGCUCAUGCAGUUUAAUGAACUUCCUGUUUUGUUCCGGAAAGAUAAAUAUGAUUUGUUAGUAUGGAUUGUGACCUUCUUAGCUGCUGUUCUACUCGGACUUGACCUUGGACUAGCAGCGGGAGUGGGCUUUGAGUUGCUGACUGUUGUAUUCCGUGCCCAGUUCCCAAAAUGUUCUCAGAUUGCUAAUGUUGGAGGAAGUAACAUUUACAAGAACAGGAAAGAUUAUAAAAAUAUAUAUGAGCCUCAGGGAGUGAAGAUUUUCAGAUGUCCAUCUCCAAUAUUCUUUGCCAAUAUUGAUUUUUUUAAAGACAAACUCAUAGCUGCUGUUGGCUUUAACCCACUGAGGAUACUACGUAAGCGGAAUAAAGCACUGAGAAAAAUCAGGAAGCUCCUGAAUAAAGGAGAACUUCAAUGGACAAAAGGUAUGAUCAAUACUUCAAGCUGCAACAUCGAUUCUGAAGAAGAACUAGAUAAUAAUCACAUCGAAGAGCUUGACCAGCCUACAUACACUGCUGAUCUUCCCAUUACAAUAAACUGGAACGAAGAUCUACCAAACAAUAUCAGUGUUCCAAAAAUCGACAUUCACAGCUUAAUUCUUGAUUUUGGAGCGGUGUCUUUCCUUGAUAUGUCUGGGAUGAAAGGCUUAAAAGGGGCUUUAAAAGAAUUUCUGAAAAUUGAAGUUGAUAUUUACAUUGCUGGCAUAGAUGAUAACCUUCUGGAAAAGCUUGAACGAUGUGGAUUUUUUGAUGAUGAGAUUACUACCUCAAUGAUCUUCCUCAGCAUACAUGAUGCUGUGUUACAUAUACUUGCUAAAAAGGAUGAUAUGUCCAACCUUAAUAAUUUAAAGGAGAAGGAAACACGAUUCUUUGCAAACCAAUACACAAAUCUGGGCAUCAGUUCCAAGGAUUCUGCUGAAAAAGAAGCAGAACUUUUAGCAAAUGAAAAUAAAAAUGGAAGUCUUCGAAACAGAGCAAAUUCUGUAACAGUCGCCUCUGCACUUUAAUCAUGAGAAAUGAAGAAUAAAUGGGCCUGAUGAUUUCCAAGAAGUGCAAAAUAUGUCUUGUCUGAAUGGCAUGAGACAAUAUACAAUCACCUAUUUCCACAACUGUAAUGAUAUAAAUCUGCUAAUUCUGAAGGGUGUUGAUAUACCAGUAUGGAAAAAGUGCAAAGACAUUUAACUGUUUGUAUGCAGUACACAGAUUGCAUUUUAAGCAAUCUGUCCACUAACGAAUAUUUUUAUGUAAAAUGUUCUCAGGAUUUUAGGACUUCAAGGAAUGCACAUGUAUAAACAUGUAUGUGUGUAUGUUACAUAAGAUAUGUUACCUUCUGUCAUAUAGGUAAUACACAAAUUAUUACUUUUUAAUAUUUAUCCUUCUAGACACAACUCUAUAGGGGUGUACCACCAUUCUCUAUGCCAUAACUGCCUCUGGCAAAGAAAUGGAGCCCUAACUUAUGCAGCAUCAUAUACAUACAUAUUUUUUUUACAUAUUAGUGAGAAUUAUAUAUACAAUUGUAUAUUAUAUACAUGUUCAAGUAAAAUAAUCAAAUACAACUGUUUAUAUGUAAAUAGGUCUUUUUCUUAAUAUUUAAAAGACAAGAGUGGUUGGAUAAUCAAAAUAUGACUUGUAUAAUUAAUUUGUGGGAUUUCUGCUGUGAUCAUAAUGCCAUCAAAUACAGGAACAGAAUCAAACGAUUAAAGGAGAUAUGAGAAAAACAAUAACAAGAUACAUGAAUAUUAAUGUUAUUAUGAAUGGGAUAGAGAUUUCGUUAUUAACGUUAAAGCAAAAAUUAAGAAAAAAAUACUGCUGUAACACUGAACCCAUGUACCUACAGUACCCCACCAAUGCAGCGUCUUAGCUGAGCUUUGUUCUAUGGAUAGAAUGAGGUAAAUAUGCUGGGAAAAGCUUUGUACUUAGAAAAAUAAUUGUAGAUAUUUUCUAUUUGUUUUAUAUAAAGUUUAUACAUGAAAACCUGA